AUGGGCGUAGACCAUCUACAGCCGGGGGAGGUACGUCAAAUUGACUACCAUCCCCCGAUGAACGUAGCAUUGGCAACACCUAUGUUUAUUCUCGCUGGGGCCUUUUUCAUUCUCUUCCUGGGUCGUAGUCUCAUCCGACUACACCAUCGUCGCCGACUGCGCGAAAUCCUACGAACCGACACCCAGGAAAAAUUCGAGCAAAGCAGCGCCCUCUCCGCCAGUCUCAACAAGCAUGUCUUUUACGCCCCGUUACUAUCCGUGCGCCACAGUCGCUAUUUCCGCCUCGGCGAUAACAUCCACAUGGGCAUCAUCCCGCUCCGGAUGGAGGCGGCUCUGCUAACAGCGUAUAUCUCGAUCAAUAUUGUCUUCUUUUUUGUCAUGGUCGACUGGUGGAAGGAUUGGGAUGAGGUGGUAUUCCAAUUCCAAUAUUCGGCGGGCAGCAUGGCAGUGCUCAACUUACCGGCGUUGGUUCUGGCUGCUGGCCGAAACAAUCCCUUGGUGCCGCUGCUUGGUAUCAAAUUUGACUGCUUCAAUCUCAUGCAUCGUUGGGUGGGCCGGACAAUUAUUUUUUCGGGGCUUGUUCACACGAUCGCCGCUGUGGUGAUGAAAGAACAUGAAGAGGGUGGUUUGGCCGCGGCUACGAAGCUCAUUUGGAACACCAAGUUUUUUAUCUGUGGUUUGGUGGCUAUCUUUGCGUUUGCGGCAAUCCUCCUACAGUCUACAUCGCCAGUUCGACACGCAUUCUACGAAGCAUUCCUUCAUACGCAUAUUCUUUUGGCUAUUAUGGCUUUUGUGGGCUUAUGGUAUCAUCUGGAGGGCAUGUCGCAGCAGUAUGCUCUGCUUGUUACGCUGGUUCUGUGGGGUUUCGACAGAGCAACCCGGCUGGCAUGCGUCAUCUGGCGCAACGUGGGAAAGCACCGCACCAAGGCUACAGUAGAACUCCUCCCUGGCGAUGUGGCGCGCGUCAGCGUCACCCUGGCGCGGCCGUGGAGCUUCAGAGCUGGACAAUACAUGUACCUGUAUAUGCCGUCUCUGGGGCUGUGGACUUCACAUCCAUUCUCGGUAGCCUGGACUGCAAACGGCGAGACUGGGCUGGUUGAAAAGCGCAGCUCGAAUGAUUCCAUCAACCGUCUGGUGGGGGGGUCGCAGCAAACCACCAUGUCGUUUUUGAUCAAACGGCGCGAUGGCUUCACCAGCAAGUUACUGCGGAAGGUGUGCAGCUCCACGGAGCGGCGAUUCAGCGCGAUGGCGCUUGCGGAGGGACCAUUCGGUGGCUUGGAAUCCCUCAAUUCCUACGGCUCAGUCCUUUUAGUCGCCGGUGGUAUUGGCAUCACGCACCCAAUGUCCUACAUCUAUGAGUUUGUGAAUGGGUUCGCGUUGCGCUCGACAGCCGUCCGACGAGUGACUCUUGUCUGGGUGGUUCGCAGUUUAGACCAUCUCUCCUGGAUCCAACCCUGGAUGGCAUCCUUAUUCAACCACCCAGCCCUACAAGGUGCCAACGUGCCCAAACAGGAAUCCUACUUUGAGCUCCCCAACUUCUCCCUGUCAGUCCAGGUCUAUCUCAGCACCCGCGAGUGCAGUCCAGAAGAUUACUCCCCCGCCGAGUCCCCGUGGGCCAUCUCCGCCCCGUCCGGAGUCCCAAUUAGUAUCAACAGCGGAAAGCCAUGUUUCCGGGACAUCUUGGAACUAGAGAUGGCACAGCAGGUGGGUGCCAUGGCGGUCAGUGUGUGCGGGCCUGGGGGACUGGGCGACGACGUACGACAGAUUGUACGGGAGAAGCAGGGAGUGAAAAAGGUGGAUUUAUAUGAGGAGACGUUUUCAUGGUGA
This is a messenger RNA of Aspergillus sclerotioniger CBS 115572, 1827 nucleotides long. RefSeq names its product ferric reductase family protein. Gene Ontology annotation, biological process: iron ion transport; copper ion import; intracellular iron ion homeostasis. Bases 1 to 1827 code for a protein of 608 amino acids. The transcript has 6 exons. The record is from RefSeq and is a predicted model, not a curated record. Gene Ontology annotation, molecular function: ferric-chelate reductase activity. Gene Ontology annotation, cellular component: plasma membrane. Lineage: Eukaryota; Fungi; Ascomycota; Eurotiomycetes; Eurotiales; Aspergillaceae.